CCGGCCUCGCGAUGAUCGUCCGCGACGCGGGUCGCGCCGCCGCCGUCCCCGUGAAUUCGCAAAUCGGCUUGGUGCCGUUCUACCAGUUUCUCUUGAACCACACGCACUACGACAGUAUCCAGACGGAGGAUUUGGUGCAGAAACAGCGAAGUUUGCUGGUGCAGCAGUUGAAACGGCUGAAAGAAGAACCAACAACUUCUGUGAAGAUGUUGAACUCUAUCCAACACAGCAACAACCCUCCUCCUGCGACGAAGUUUUCUCGGUCUCUUGCGGUUGUGGACAGCGACGCCAGCAUAGCGCUCGAGGAAGGCCUUUGGUUGAACGGCGCGAACGGGUUUCAGGGCAAGAUGCUACGCGUGGCGCACCCGCCGCUGUCGAAGGCUAUUGAAGAAAACCAGAAGCGGCUGAGCAGCAGCUUCCUCGACGGGGAACUGACGGAAGAGUACUUCGGCGAAGCCAGCGAUCACAGCCUGUUUCGCGAGCGCGGGCUUAGUGGCGGGAUGGCGAAAAGAACGGGGGACAAACAAACAGCGGUUGGAAAUAAAGACAAGAAUAAGCUCAUCACCUCCCGCAAAGAUGAUGAACCAGUACAGGAGAAGGCCUUCGGGAAUCACUACGUAUCUUCCCUCUUUGCGGUGGAGGAAGAUCAGGUAAACACUGCAAAAGCGAAGACGACACUCCAUGAGAAAAAAGCAACAGAGAACGAAAGUCUUGACUAUAACGCCGGCCUGCUUGGAACGAAAAAAGCAAAAACGCUUCCCAAUUGGUAUUUGAAACGACGCGACAAGCCCCGCACGCUGGACACCUACGCGACGUUUCACGCAAACGCCUUCGACCCGGAGAACUACAAGUUUUCGCGCAAUGACCCGAUCUGCCAAGCCCGGUCGCGGGAGCGAGCUUUAUUCCCGUUGCCGGAAACUGGAAUUGCGAGCACCGAUUCGCGGAAGCUGCCCCGAAAAACGCCCUUCGUCGACGGUUCUUUCACGUACAACUGGCACAACUUCGCGCCGAGCGAUUUACUGCAAUCCUUUGAGCCGACGGAGAAUCAGGGCCGCGGCGCGAGCUACCACUACCUCGCGAUCCGGAGCUUUUUGGAACCGCGCAACUCGACCACCGAUUGCGAGGUGAAGGACCCGGUCUUAACGCAAGUCCCACAUCCGUUGAUGACGUACGGUCACGAUGUCGACAAAUUUCAGCAGAUGCUCGACGUGUACGCCAACGUCUUUGCCCUGCACGUCAAGCCCGAGCAAGUGCACGACUUGCAGCGCAGGAUGUUCACGGUGAAGACCUUUUUGGAACAAAGGAAAGAAAUUCUGCCGCAAAUCGAGGCCGACUUCUCCAAACCGGAGGAGAGGGAAAUGGCGCUCGUGCAGAAUUUAGGCCAACCACCCACCGAUCUCAACCUCCAGUACCUGCUGCACGACUGGCAGCAGACGCACUUCGAAAUUGCGUACCUCCGUGAGUUGACGAAAGCGCGGGUCUUUGACCGCGCGAGCGUGAUUUCCACGCGGUUGCGGAACUUUCCGGGCGAAAACCACUGGGACCCGAUCAAAUGCCUGGAAGUGGAGAAAAACUUCGCCGGCAGCGUCGCGGCCGUGUUUGGCAAUUCUUUCAGUUGGAACAACGCGACGCAGGGACAAGCGCUGGAAUACCUGGGUCGCCCGCUCGCCGGCCACCGGGCACCGGUCAUGCCGUGGGCGCAAACCAGACCCGGAACCUCCCCGGCACACAGUGUCGACAUCGCUUCCGCCGCGGUGCAGACGGUGAACUGCGAAAUCCUGAACAACAUGAUUCUGUCGAACUACUUUUUGCCGAAAAUCUGGUAUCUGCCCUUCAACCCUCUGGUCCCGCCCCCGCUGGAGCAAAUCGCCCAGGGCUUGCAGGAGCACGUGGAGCGCGAGGAGUGGGGUGACCACGUGACCCACUGCAGCUUGCAGGUGUUGGUGGACAUGCUGAAACCGUUUGGGUACCAGUUGCUCCAGAUCGACCACGCCUACGCAGUGUUCAAACACAAGAGCUACGUGGUGAAGGAGCUGGACCACCCGGAAAGGCAGUUGUCAGUUUUCGAUCACUGGCUCGAUGGGUGGUUCUGCUCCCCCUGGAAGACGAUGGCGUUCCAGCGCCUGGAGUACAACUUCCUCUACAGCGAGGAACUCGGGCUCUACCGCCGCGCGCGGUUUUACUGGGCGGAUUUUCUGCUCCGGAAGACGAGAAUUCCAAAGGAUAUCGUAAGCAGCGGCUUGGCGCUCCACGGCGGCGACGUGUUUGGAAAAGGAGAAGUUUUGGAGAGUUUCCCGAGCCUGUACUCCUUUCUCGUUCACCGGCUGUUUCCGAAGCGGUUUUACCACAAGCACCCCGGCCCCGGGGUGGAUACGUUUAUCGAAAACAGCAACCGGGGCCGCUGCGUCCGGCGGGAGCCGAAUUCGCAGAGAAUCUGUGAGUGCUUCGCGCCCUACCGCGGACCUUUGUGCGGCGAGGAGGAACUGCGGUCGGAAGCUUUUGAGAAAACGCUUCCCACAAACGAGAACAAGCACGCGAUUUACUACUUGCUGGAUCACGGGGAGGACCACUUGUGGGAGUUGCAGCACGCGCUGAGCAAUCUCUGGAACAACUUUAACAAGUACUUCGACUACCCCGUUUUGAUCUGGCACGUCGGCAUCUCUCGGGAGCAGGAGCUCCAAUUCCUGAACAACGGCGGGGCUAGCAAAGUUUUGAAGGAUGACUUCGAUGACCAGGAAUUCGCGGCAUGGAGGAAGAGGAUGAACAAGCCAGCGGUCAGCGAGGAGACAACCACCCAGAUCGAGGCGUACUUGAUCAGGCGAGAGGAGGAGGAGGAAUAUCUGGAGUGGAAAAAAGAACAGGAGAGGAAACUACAAGCGAAAACUGCCGCAAGUAAAGACAAAAAGACAAAAGCCCCUGCUCCUGCGCCAUCAAAAGAAGCCGAAGAAGACGAUUUGGUUCUGGAGAAGGUGAAACGCCUUGCCCAUUUCCGCACGGACCACAACUCCGAGGCUCGCGUCUUUCGAUUUGAAAACGCAGACGAGUUCUACGAGCAAGCGAAACAGAUGCGGCAACAUGCACAGCCCGCAGGGACAAUUUUUGUGUCCCGUGGGCGGAACGGGCAUCUGAAGUCGGUCGGCGCGGACGUGAAGGUGGAUAGCGAGUACGGGCAGGACAUUUCUCUGUUGGACAUUGUCGCAAAGUCGAAGAACCGGAUAUGGCUGCAUCUGCGCGAAAAACCGGAAUUACCAAUUCUGCCGAACAUGGACCGACAAGACCACCACAGGUCUUACCCGUGGUUGGAGAUGAUCCACUUCAGGAGCGGACCCUUGUACUUGACGAGCGUUAUGCAAAGGUUCCACCUGUCUUGGUGGCUGGACACGGACGCUUACUUCCCGAACGACGCUAAGGGCUAUGAUCCGUUUGCGGACUUCGAGCACAAAAAUCUCGUUUUGCAGCAGCGGUCGAAAAAGUACUUUCUGAAGAACCAUCUGGACGACUUCUUGGCGCAGGUGAAGGAAGAGAAUGGCGUGUUUGAAGAGCAGGACCAAAAUAGAGAUGGUGGCAGUAAGAAAAAGAAUGCUGUAAAAACAACAUCUUCUUCGUCUUCCAGUUCCACAGCAGUUCUUCAGCAAGCGAAACAAACUUUUGUCGAACACGUUAACGAUUUCGUUUCUGACCUGGAGCUUGCGUGGGGCUACAAGAUCCUCUACCGUUCGCAGAAGACCGCCGCACUGCAACAGUUAUGGGAGAUCACGAACUUCUGGGCGUUACAGCAUCGACACUUGAUGGAGUCGAAACUGUUCACCUACCCGAACCGGCAACUGCGCCUCCCGAUGCAGCAACUAGACGGUCCGUCGGCGCGGCAGUUGCGCCGGGAGGGGAAGACGCUGGAGGUGAUUGAGCGGGAGGACAAGACUCUCGAGGAAAAAAGGAGAAACCGAAAGGACGACGACGAGGAGGAUGAGGAUGAGGCUGAGGAGUUGGACAGCGGCGGGAAGCCUUUGAACGAGUUUAAAUCGCUUUUCGACGAGGUCGUGGUGAUCACGUUUGAGUACCCGCAGGGAAACGCCUUGUCUGGGGGCUGUGUGAUGCCCAACGCGAUCACGAACAGCAAGUACACCGGCACGCCCGACACGCUCUACCAGCGCUACGUGAAAUACCUCAACAGCUUGCACGGCAUGUUCCAGAUCCACGGCUGGGGCGACCACAUCGUGCAGACAAUCGGGUUCGCGGUCUUGAUGCGCCCGUUGGAAGUCGCGUUGAACCACUCUCUAGUCUGGAACAUGACGCGACUGCCCUACGCACACCAGCACUUCGUGGACUGCGUCGCGGGGCACCCGGUCAAGGUGUGGGACCCGGACACGGGCGACAUCUGGGAAUUCCGGUGGAAGUUUGAGCGGAGCUCCUUCUACAAAAACAAAACCAACGCCAUCGACCGGGAAUACAACGAGGCGGAGCGGUACAUUGUGCUGCAGCAGGACCAGCAAGUGAUCAAAGGGACACUGAACGUCAAUUACCUGCACCUGCUGCCAGAAAAGUGGAACUGGCGGAAGCCGUUCUUCGCUUGUGAGUGAGCGAGGUGCAGCGUUCGUUAUUUUUCGCACGGAGGUAGUGGUUCUUAUCAAAUACAAAUUCGAAGCUAGAAGGGCUGAUGAAGCUCGCUUUGGAAAUUUUUUCCAUCUUACAUCUAAUGACGCAUGCAGGACGAGAAUGCAUUGCUCUGACUGUAGUGACUUGAAUUGACAUCGGGACCAAGAAGCUCAAUGGAAACUCUGACGCAUAUACUCACGAAGACGAACAGUGAUACCAUAUGGAACAUGAGCGCCAACUACUUGUGUAGCAGAAAGGAGGACCACGCUAG
Molecule: messenger RNA, 4864 nt
Organism: Amoebophrya sp. A120
Lineage: Eukaryota; Dinophyceae; Syndiniales; Amoebophryaceae
Source: the annotation of a GenBank genome assembly